AUGAAUGCGGAAAUUGCGAAACUGAUGAUUGUGGAUACAGCAGGCUUUGCUUUUUCUGUUGCGGCGGUAGGCAAAGCACUUGAGAAUGAGAAGGCAAGGUCUCAAGAUUACGACUAUUACGACCCUGAUUACCCACCGCUUUGUCCUAAUGGAAAAAUGGACGAGUAUACCAUUGAUGAUUUCAUUGUAAGAAAUCUCAACGUCAACUAUCGUCUACAGCUUCUAAAAGGAGUUGAAAAAAUCGGAACUACAAUGCCAAAAGGGAAAGUGAUGAAAGCUUUGCAAUGGGAUUGUGAUCUCGAGCAAGCAGCUAUCAACGCUUUACCUGCUAACUGUCCGGAAGACAAACCGGUUGCUCUCGCAAAUAAAACCGGAAUCUUUUACAGUUUGAACAUUGGAAUCCAACCCGACAUUCUCACGGCUAUGGACUUUUGGACGUCCGAGAAGAAGAAAGUCUCAGUAAAUGUAGACGGCACUGCAGUAAGAUAUGUUAACUCGAGCGUGACUAAUUAUCUCAAUCUUAUGCGAUCAACAGCAUCAAAAAUCGGAUGCGCGGAACACACAUGCAAGGAAGGCGAUCUCUACAAAUUCAGGGCUUACUGCAUCACCAAUGCGCCGUUAGCUCAUAACAUUUCCGUCCACGUAAAAACUGAAAAUCGUUUGAAUUCUUCCAGUCCACUCCAAAACAACGAUGUCAUGUAUGAAGUCGGAAAUGGUGGUUGCUUGAAAGGUGACAACUGUCCAACUGGCAGCAACUGCGUCACUUUUGGACUUUGCAAGGACAUUUAG
This is a messenger RNA of Cylicocyclus nassatus, 789 nucleotides long. NCBI's taxonomy places the organism in Eukaryota, Metazoa, Nematoda, Chromadorea, Rhabditida, Strongylidae. The record is from the annotation of a GenBank genome assembly.